This is a messenger RNA of Cercospora beticola, 627 nucleotides long. RefSeq lists its product as uncharacterized. NCBI's taxonomy places the organism in Eukaryota, Fungi, Ascomycota, Dothideomycetes, Mycosphaerellales, Mycosphaerellaceae. The record is from RefSeq and is a predicted model, not a curated record.
AUGAAGCUCUCCCUGCUGAGCGCUGCGCUCUUUGCAGUAAGCUCCUCUGCUCUCGCCGCCCCAGCAGAAGGAGUUGCCCUUCACAGCAGGCAUACUGCUCGGCAGUGCUCCAGCAGAUUGCGCGACUUCAACAAAUGCAAGCGUGACGAGGCCGACGAGCUCAAAGACUUUCAGGAAUGCCAGCAAGAUGCCCAAAAGAAGAAGGCUCUCUUUGACGCAUGCACCAGUCGCCCAGCUGGGGAUAACGCUCAACUCCAGCGCGAAUACGACCAAUGCAAGCGCGAGGAGCGUGCUCUCGAAAGGGCUGAAGACCUCUGCGACGACCAGGAAGACCGCAUCGAGCGUGAGCUGAGAAGCUGUCGUCGUGCCCGCAACCGAGCGUGUGUCGAUCAGAAGACCCGCGAGCUCAAUUCCAAGAAGUCUGAAUGCCGUAGGGCUGAAGCCGCAGAGAAAGCCAAGGAUGAUGAAUGUGAUCGUCGGGAGGACGCAUUGAAAGCGAGCCGCAAGAGUUGCGGUCAGCUUGAAAGGGACUGGCAAAAGGAGCUGCGAGAGUGCGAGGAAGACAGGAUUGAGUGGGAGGAGGAGAAAGCAGAUUGUGCCCGCAAGGAGGCUAGGUUGUGCAAAUAG